Molecule: messenger RNA, 27861 nt
Organism: Coregonus sp. 'balchen'
Lineage: Eukaryota; Metazoa; Chordata; Actinopteri; Salmoniformes; Salmonidae
Source: the annotation of a GenBank genome assembly
CCCCAUUGUAAAAUGGAACGUAUUCGAGUUUAUCUGGAGAAUCUGAAGCAAGGACUGCAAAUUGAUGUCAUGAGGGAAGUUGGACGUCAAUACCCUGUCUUUUGCGUUCUUCUGGUUUUCAUGCUUUCAUCAACUAUACUUCUUAAUAGGUAGAUUUUGUGGACAUACAGUGGAUAUUUGUUAAUGUGGAAUGACAUGUUAUGCCUCAGUCAUAAUGUAAUUUGAAGUACAUAUAGUAAAAGUUAUCUUGGUCAUUCUGGAGUGUCAGGAAAAGUCAGUUCAGCAUCCUGUCUAAACUCAUUAUUUCAGAAUGUUUCUUUUUUUUUAGUUCAGGCAUUAACUAGAUAUCUAGCUAUGUGUGUCUGACCAGGUUUUUCUUCCAGGUAUCUCCACAUUCUGAUGGUGUUUUGGUCCUUCCUGGCUGGAGUGAUUACAUUAUGUUGCUCACUCGGCACGGAAUCCCUCCUGCCCAACAUCCUCUUCACCAUGAAGCCCAAGAACAAAGUAAGUUGAAUGUUAAAAACACAAAUACCAGUAGUCGGAGGGUAAUGCAGUGUCAUACCAGUGGUGAAGUGACUCAGUUGCUUAACUUUCUAAUGGGUCUGUUCCCAUUUGUAAGUGGGAUAUCCAAAAGUACGUUUUGUAGCUUUAGGAUCUCCCUCUAUUUGUCCAGCACCAGGAGCAACAGGAGCUGUUUCAAUUGGGACACAGCUGUGCAGUGUGUGGGAAAGUAAAGUGCAAACGUCACAGGUAUGUCAGCACACUAGUGAUGCUAGGGUUGACUCAUAACCCGCUGUCCCCGCGCGGGCGCGUUAAGGAUCAUGAAAUAUUGUGUGAAUAAAGGGUGGGUCGCGGCCAGGUUGAUUAAAGAGAAAACAAGGCAUUAAAAAUCCAUAAUGUAUCAAUCUUGUACAAUUCGUUUCUAUAGGCUACAUUUAGGUUUUUCUUAAUUUAUUUUUAUUUGGUGUUAGGCCCUAAAGUUUAGGCUUAUACGCACGCCAUAUACACUCCAAUUGCCAAAUGCUUUUGGGAACUUGGGCAGAAAAAGUUAAUGUCGAUCCACUUAGGCAAAGAGGAGAAUGUCAGAGUUUAAUUCAAUAAGAAAAGCUGCGAAAUGGAGAAUUGAAAAUGAAGAGAAGAGAGGGUCAGAGCAGUAGCCUAAUGUUUUGGAAUAUGGCACAUGAAUGGAACUGACUGUAGGUCUAUAACCUCACAUAGCCUAAAAUAAUAUUAAGAGUAAAAUCAUACACCAAAUGUACAUUUUGACUCUGGAACACGAGUGGAGAAAUAUGAUUUCUUUCUUUCAGCAUUUUGAGAGAAUAAAUGCGCUGUUAGGGAUUGUCUGAAAAGGUGCGGUCUUUAUCAGCAUCAUAAAAGCUGAUUUAGUAUUUCAAUCACAUAAAAUAUGCAUCCAAUCCGAGCUGAAAUGUUAUUUAGUCUUCUAGGGCAACAAGUAAUGACGAGAAGCUGCAUGUAUCCAAUUAUAGACAAGUUGACUAACAAAUAGCCUACCAAAAUGUCGGAAAUUAUAAGCAGGAACAUAGGCCUAUCUAAAUUAGUCUUAAAAAAAGAUAAUCCCGCACCCCAUGUCAAAAAGUUGUUCCGAUAUCCCUGACCGUACAGCGCAAAUUCUAUAUUUGUGGGUUAGGGUCGGAUGCAGGCCUAAUUUUCACAAUCACAUAAUCGGGAAGUUGCGGAUGGGUUAUUAGCAAUUGCGGGCAGGUGCGGGUGAACAAACAGCUGACACGCCACUCAAUAUUGCACAAAUAGAGUCAACAGACCAGAUGUCACGUUUACAUAGUGAAUGCUUAAGAAUAAAUCUUGUGUUGAACAAUGAACAGAAGUGGCAUUGAGUAAAAUGCUAAGAAGGAUUUGACCCCAUUGGUUAGAGGUGCAUCUGGAGUUAAUCUGCCAUCUAGUGGACACUAGAAUACGGUUACAUUAACACAAUAAUGCGAUUAUUGUGGAUAGUCAGAUUAAUAUAGCCUAAUAGUUCGAUUAAAACGUUUACAUGCUUUGCAAGAAGAACGAUUUCCCUAAUAAUCCUGUUUACAUGGAUACAUCUGAAAUCAGGCUACCUGAUGGCAGACAAUCAGCAAUCAAAAUGAAAGUUCUACCACAGCGACCAUGUUCUUUUUGGGAAAAAUAUUUGAUUCUGAUUUCGGAGACAUAUAAAGUUUGUAUGUGAAAACUACUUCACGCCAAAUACACUCCAAUUGCCAAAUGCUUUUGGGAAUUUGGGCAGAACUCACUAACCUCGCGCUAAAGAGGGAGGCUCGCUCGGCCUAUGCUAGCACAUGCGCAGAUCAAAUACACUGCUGGAACACCGAUUAAAAAGGUGUUUACAUGUCCUAAUCAUUUGAAAGAUUGCUCAGAAAACCAGGUGUUUUAAUUGUCAUAUGCUUACUUUGAUUUUGACCGUACGCCGAUUUUAAGAUAAGCAGAGUAAGGUGUUUACAUGACUAUUGCAUAAUCUGCCAACUGCCAUAAUCAGUUUAAUAUUGAAUUAUUACUGCGCAUGUAAAUUUACUCUGAGUAUGUGCUGCACAGGACGGACUGACACAUUCACACAUCACUAUGCCAUUAAUUGCUUGCAAAUGAUUGUGUGAUAAAUAUAUGACUGAAUUGUCAUUGAAAUAAAAAAAUAUAAUGACAAAAAACGUGAAAUGUUGUCCUUCACAGACCAACUUUACUCCUAGAAAACUAUCAGCCAUGGUUGGACUUGAAAGUCUACUCAAAAGUGGAUGCUUCUAUGUCAGAGGUACAGUAAUGGAUCAUUUCAAUGAUAUCAUUUUGAUUUUGAAAAUCACAAAUGCAGUUAGUAAUUAUUGAUAUUUGGCCGUUAGGUGCUCGAGUUGGUUCUGGAGAAUUUUGUAUAUCCCUGGUACAGGUGAGUAGAUUCUACCACAGUUUUGAAUGAUUUGACAUGAUUUGACUUAUGUUUUCUGUCUGGAGAAGAAAGGGAUUUUGGUAUGCGUAUUUCAUUAUGCUUUUUAUUACUUUACUUUAUAGGGACAUCACCGAUGAUGAGGCAUGCGUAGAUGAACUGAGAAUGACCUUUCGUUUCUUUGCAUCUGUGUUAGUUCGACGCGCUCAGAAGGUGAUAUAUAGUUCUGUCUAUUCAUCUCUUUCAGCCCACAUUCUGUUCUCCAAAUAUCAUUCAAACAAUCAAUGAAAUUUGAUUUAUAAAGCCCUUUUUACAUCAGCAGAUGUCACAAAGUGCUAUACAGAAACCCAGCCUAAAACCCCAAACAGCAAUCAAUGCAGAUGUAGAAGCACGGUGGCUAGGAAAAACUCCCUAGAAAGGCAGAAACCUAGGAAGAAACCUAGAGAGGAACUAGGCUCUGAGGGGUGGCCAGUCCCCUUCUGGCUGUGCUGGGUGGAGAAUAUAACAGUACAUGGUCAUUAAGGCCAGAUUUUUCUCCCAAGAUGUUCAAACGUUCAUAGAUGACCAGCAGGGUCAAAUAAUAAUCACAGUGGUUGUAGAGGUUGCAACAGGUCAGUACAUCAGGAGUUAAAUGUCACUUGGCUUUUCAUAGCCGAGCAUUUAGAGGUUGAAAUAGCAGGUGCGGUAGAGAGAGUUGAAAACAGCAGGACUGGGACAAGGUAGCACGUCCGGUGAACAGGUCAGGGUUUCAUAGCCGCUGGCAGAAAACUGGAAACUGGAGCAUCAGCACGACCAGGUGGACUGGGGACAGCAAGGUGUCCUCAGGCCAGGUAGUCCUGAGGCAUGGUCCUAGGGCUCAGGUCCUCCGGGAUGGGAGGGAGAGAGGGAGAAUAGUAACCUUUGUCAGAAACAUUAGCGUAUAUAAGAGUUUCGUAUGUUAUUUGUAUCCACAUAUUGCUAAUGAUUACUACAGUGUUAAUGUACUGUGGCAAUUUUUCAGACUGUGUAAUUGUUUCACACAGGUUGAUGUCCCCUCACUUAUUACCGGCAAAAUGAUGAAAGCUGCCAUGAAGCACGUUGAAAUCAUUGCAAAGGCCAAACAAAAAGGUUUACAAUUUGUUUUGUAGAUUUGUUUUGCACAUUUUCAUUCUCACAGUAGUAUUCUGCACUGCAAGAUGUUGGUCAAUAAAGAAAACAAAAUGUGUACUGGCUGUGCAAGGUUUAAUACUCUGUGUGUUCUAGUGAAGAACACUGAAGGUUUGCAGCAGGCUGCUCUGGAUGAGUAUGGCCCUGACCUGCAUGUUGCCCUGUGCAGUCGCAGAGAUGAGCUGCUUUAUCUCAGGAAGGUGACGGAGAUGCUCUUUGCCUAUCUCAUGCCUCCCAAAGCCACUGACUGCAGGUAGGCCCAACCAACCAGGCAGUCCAUGCACCUCUGUCAGUCAGAAUCCUAAAUUGUAUUAUUCUAUCACUAUCUUGUUAUCAAAAUGAUUGACAUUUAAAUGUUUUAUUGAUCUCAACCACUAAAUAUAUUGAGUGAACAUUUUCCUGUCAGAUCUUCCUCAGGGGAAAAACAGAGAACUCUACAGUUAAAUACAUUUGAAAUAAGGCACUUUAUCUGAAUCCUAUGUCUUCCUGAUUGUCAGAUCUCUAGCUCUGCUGAUGCGAGAGGUCAUGGUAGGGUCUGUGUUCCUCCCCAUCUUGGACUUCAUGGCUGAUCCUGUAAGUAGAAUGUUGUGUGCUUAGUGAUAUAGGAUACGAGAAUAAACAGAUUCAAAAGUAUUCUUCCCCCUUGGCGAUUUUUCUAUUUAGUUGCAUUACAACCUGUAAUUUAAAUGGAUUUUUAUUUGGAUUUCAUGUAAUGCACAUACACAAAAUAGUCUAAAUUGGUGAAGUGAAAUGAAAAGAAUAACUUGUAUCAAAAAUUCUAAGAAAUAGAUAAUGGAAAAGUGGUGCGUGCAUAUGUAUUCACCCCCUUUGCUAUGAAGCCCCUAAAUAACAUCUGGUGCAACCAAUUACCUUCAGAAGUCACAUAAUGUGUUAAAUAAAGUCCACCUGUGUGCCAUCUAAGUGUCACAUGAUCUCAGUAUAUAUACGCCUGUUCUGAAAGGCCCCAGAGUCUGCAACACCACUAAGCAAGAGGCACCACCAAGCAAGCGGCAUCAUGAAGACCAAGGAGCUCUCUAAACAGGUCAGGGACAAAGUUGUGGAGAAGUACACAUCAGGGUUGGGUUAUAAAAAAUAUCCAAAACUUUGAACAUCCCACGGAGCACCAUUUAAAUCCAUUAUAAAAAAAUUGAAAGAAUAUGGCACCACAACAAACCUGCCAAGAGAGGGCCGCCCACCAAAACUCACAGACCAGGCAAGGAGGGCAUUAAUCAGAGAGGCAACAAAGAGACCAAAGAUAACCCUGAAGGAGCUGCAAAGCUCCACAGCGGAGAUUGGAGUAUCUGUCCAUAGGACCACUUUAAGCCGUACACUCCACAGAGCUGGGCUUUAUGGAAGAGUGGCCAGAAAAAAGCCAUUGCUUAAAGAAAAAAAUAAGCAUACACGUUUGGUGUUCGCCAAAAGGCAUGUGGGAGACUCCCCAAACAUAGAAGAAGGUACUCUGGUCAGAUGAGACAAAAAUUGAGCUUUUUGGCCAUCAGGGAAAACACUAUGUCUGGCGCAAACCCAACACCUCUCAUCACCCCGAGAACACCAUCCACAGUGACGCAUGGUGGAGGCAGCAUCAUGCUGUGGGAAUGUUUUUCAUCGGCAGGGACUGGGAAACUGGUCAGAAUUGAGAGAUUUGAGACUGGGACGGAGGUUCACCUUCCAGCAGGACAAUGACCCUAAGCAUACUGCUAUUUAUUUCACCUUUAUUUAACCAGGUAAGCCAGUUAAGAACAAGUUCUCAUUUACAACUGCGACCUGGCCAAGAUAAAGCAAAGCAGUGCGAUAAAAACAACAACACAGUGUUACAUAUGGGGUAAACAAAAGUUGGAUGGGCUAAUUACAGAUGGGCUGUGUACAGGUGCAGUGAUCGGUAAGCUGCUCUGACAACUGAUGCUUAAAGUUAGUGAGGGAGAUAAGAGUCUCCAGCUUCAGAGAUUUUUGCAGUUCGUUCCAGUCAUUGGCAGCAGAGAACUGGAAGGAAUGGCGGCCAAAGGAGGUGUUGGCUUUGGGGAUGACCAGUGAGAUAUACCUGCUGGAGCGCAGACUACGGGUGGGUGUUGCUAUGGUGACCAGUGAGCUAAGAUAAGACAGGGAUUUGCCUAGCAGUGAUUUAUAGAUGACCUGGAGCCAGUGGGUUUGGCGACGAAUAUGUAGAGAGGGCCAGCCAACAAGAGCGUACAGGUCACAAUGGUGGGUAGUAUAUGGGGCUUUGGUGACAAAAUGGAUGUUACUGUGAUAGACUACAUCCAAUUUACUGAGUAGUGUUGGAAGCUAUUUUGUAAAUGACAUCGCCGAAGUCAAGGUUCGGUAGGAUAGUCAGUUUUACGAGGGCAUGUUUGGCAGCAUGAGUGAAGGAGGCUUUGUUGCGAAAAAGAGUCGGCCCAAGAAUUGAACCCUGUGGCACCCCCAUAGAGACUGCCAUAGGUCCAGACAACAGGCCCUCCGAUUUGACACAUUGAACUCUAUCUGAGAAGUAGUUGGUGAACCAGGCGAGGCAGUCAUUUGAGAAACCAAGGCUAUUUAGUCUGCCAAUAAGAAUGCGGUGGUUGACAGAGUCGAAAGCCUUGGCCAGGUCGAUGAAGACUGCUGCACAGUACUGUCUUUUAUCGAUCGCGGUUAUAAUAUCGUUUAGGACCUUGAGCAUGGCUGAGGUGCACCCAUGACCAGCUCGGAAACCGGAUUGCAUAGUGGAGAAGGUACAGUGGGAUUCGAAAUGGUUGGUGAUCUGUUUGUUAACUUGGCUUUCAAAAACGUUUGAAAGGCAGGGCAGGAUGGAUAUAGGUCUGUAACAGUUUGGAUCUAGAGUGUCACCCCCUUUGAAGAGGGGGAUGACCGCGGCAGCUUUCCUUGUUCAAAAAAUUUUUUUUGAACACACACAAAUAAUGGUGUAUAGGUAUGAAAGACAUGUGUACAGUUCUUAUCUAAACAUAAGAGAACAGACAUGAACAACAAGACCCAGAGUUCUGGACACAAAACAAAUAUUACAAAACACGACAUACAGAACAGGGACAGGUAGAAAGAAAAAGGGUAGAUGUAACUUCCCCACUUAUACCCCCCUUUAUCCCGCCCCCCUUAUUCCACCCUAUUCCCCUCCCGACUGCUCGAGUGUCGGGGCCAGCACACGCUGCCCAAAGGUAGAUUACAAUAUGACAAUUGAGAGUGCGUUAAAAAGUACAAAUUCACAGCGCCGACUGGUCCAAGUAAGAGAGGAAAGGCUGACAGAUUUGAUCAAAUGUUGAUAAUUUAUUGUUCAGAAUAUAUCUAAUUCUUUCUAAGUGUACAGUGUUUGCCAAUUCGCUGAGCCAUAAUUUGGUAGAGGGCGCUUCCCUCCUUUUCCAAAACAACAAGAUUAAUUUUUUUGCCGAAAUGAGACUGUAAGAGAUUAGUUGUUUUUGGGAGUUGGUUAAUCCGUUUAGGGAAUCGGACACUCCCAGGAUUAUCAGAAGCGGGUCUGGGUCUAUUGAAGUCUCCAGAACUUCAGCGAGGACCCCAAAAAUUCCACACCAAUAACCAUACAGGCUAGAGCAUAGGGCAAAGCAGUGGAGUAGUGUACCCUGCUCAGUCUGACAUUUAUCACACAUAGGGGAUGUAUCAGGAAAUAUCCUAUGCAGUUUAGUUUUGGAAUAGUGUAAUCUGUGUAAUACCUUAAAUUGUAUGAGACGAUGUCUGGAGUUAAUGGAGCAGGUGUGGAUAUACUCCAAGCUAUCCUCCCAGUCUGCCACCGAAAUAUCAGUCCCUAGUUCUUCCUCCCAUUUUGCCUUAAUGGCAUCAGUAGAGGGUGACCGCGGCAGCUUUCCAAUCUCUGGGGAUCUCAGACGUUACGAAAGAGAGGUUGAACAGGCUAGUAAUAGGGGUUGCGACAAUUUCGGCGGCUAAUUUUAGAAAGAAAGUGUUCAGAUUGUCUAGCCCAGCUGAUUUGUAGGGGUCCAGAUUUUUCAGCUCUUUCAGAACAUCAGCUGUCUGAAUUUGUGUAAAGGAGAAGCGGGGGGGGGGGGGCAUGGGCAAGUUGCAGCGGAGGGUGCAGAGCUGGUGGCCGGGGUAAUGGUAGCCAGGUGGAAAGCAUGGCCAGCCGUAGCAAAAUGCUUGUUGAAAUUCUCGAUUAUUGUAGAUUUAUCGGUGGUGACAGUGUCUCCUAGCCUCAGUGCAGUUGGGAGGAGGUGCUCUUAUUCUCCAUGGACUUUAGUGUCCCAAAACUUUUUGGAGUUAGUGCUACAGGAUGCAAAUUUCUGUUUGAAAAAGCUAGCCUUUUCUUUCGUAACUGAUUGUGUAUAUUGGUUCCUGACUUCCCUGAAAAGUUGCAUAUCGCGGGGGCUGUUCGAUGCUAAUGCAGUACGCCACAGGAUGUUUUUGUGCUGGUCAAGGGCAGUCAAGUCUGAGGAGAACCAGGGGCUAUAUCUGUUCUUAGUUCUGAAUUUUUUUAAUGGGGCAUGCUUAUUUAAGAAUGAGAGGAAAGCACUUUUAAAGAACAACCAGGCAUCCUCUACUGAUGGAAUGAGGUCAAUAUCCAUCCAGGAUACCCAGGCCAGGUCAAUUAGAAAGGCCUGCUCGCUUAAGUGUUUUAGGGAGGGUUUGACAGUGAUGAGGGUUGGUCGUUUGACCGCGGACCCAUUACGGACGCAGGCAAUAAGGCAGUGAUCGCUGAGAUCCUGGUUGAAGACAGCGGAGGUGUAUUUAGAGGGUAAAUUAGUCAGGAUGAUAUCUAUGAGGGUGCCCAUGUUUACAGAUUUUGGGUUGUACCUGGUAGGUUUGUUGAUAAUUUGUGUGAAAUUGAGGGCAUCUAGUUUAGAUUGUAGGUUGGCCGGGGUGUUAAGCAUAUCCCAGUUUAGGUCACCAAGCAGUACGAACUCUGAGGAUAGAUGGGGGGCGAUUAGUUCACAUAUGGUGUCCAGGGCACAGCUCGGGGCUGAGGGGGGUCUGUAGAAAGCGGCAACAGUGAGAGACUUAUUUCUGGAAAGGUGGAUUUUUAGAAGUAGAAGCUCAAACUGUCUGGGCACAGACCUGGAUAGUAUGAUAGAGCUCUGCAGGCUAUCUCUACAGUAGAUUGCAACCCCACCCCCUUUGGCAGUUCUAUCGAGACGGAAAAUGUUGUAGUUGGGGAUGGACAUUUCAGAAUUUUUGGUGGCCUUCCUAAGCCAGGAUUCAGACACUGCUAGAACAUCAGGGUUGGCGGAGUGUGCUAACGCAGUGAAUAACUCAAAUUUAGGGAGGAGGCUUCGGAUGUUAACAUGCAAGAAACCAAGGCUUUUACGGUUACAGAAGUCAACAAAUGAUAACGCCUGGGGAGUAGGAGUGAUACUGGGGGCUACAGGGCCUGGGUUAACCUCUACAUCGCCAGAGGAACAGAGGAGGAGUAGAAUAAGGAUACGGCUAAAGGCUUUAAGAACUGGUCUUCUAGUGCGUUGGGUACAGAGAAAAAAAGGGGCAGAUUUUCGGGCGUUGUAGAAUAGAUUCAGGGCAUUAUGUACAGACAAGGAUAUGGAAGGAUAUGAGUACAGUUUAAGGGGAAACAUUUAAAUAUCUUGGAAUGGCCUAGUCAAAGCCCAGACCUCAAUCCAAGCUUAUAGAGACAUACCCCAAGAGACUUGCAGCUGUAAUUGGUGCAAAAGGUGGCUCUACAAAGUAUUGACUUAGGGGGGUUAAUAGUUAUGCACGCUCAAGUUUUCUGUUUAUUUUGCAUCUUCAAAGUGGUAGGCAUGUUGUGUAAAUCAAAUGAUACAAACCCCCCAAAAAUCUAUUUUAAUUCUAGGUUGUAAGGCAACAAAAUACGAAAAAUGCCAAGGGGGGGUGAAUACUUUCGCAAGCCACUGUAAAUGAGCAGAACAUGUACUUCUGGAAUGGUAGCAAUUUAACUGAGUGGUGGUUGACAAAUUCCGUCUUAUUGAUGCAUUCCUCCUGUUGCCUUUCAGGAUACUGUGAACCACAUGGUGCUAGUAUUUGUUGAUGACUCUCCAGUAAGUAAAUUGGGUAUUUUACCAAUCCUGACGUGGAAGCAUCAUGCUGUCAUGCAUUUGUGAUUUAUUCCUGAAAUGUUUUCCCCAGCCUGAGCUGGCCAUGGAGCCACAAUCUGCCCUGGUUCCAUUCCUGCAGAAAUACGCUGACCCUCGUACCAAGAAGACAUCUGUAAGUACUUAGUCCCAUCGGCAUUUGGAACGGAAAGCCCUUUUAGUUAUGUAUCCAUUCCACUGACAACUAAUAGCUGUACUACUGUACCUUCUUAGUUCUAACAAGCACAAUUAGAAAGGUAGUCAGUAAACUAAAACAGACAUGACAACAAAAAAAAAGCCAAUAGAUGAAGUAUUGGUUUAGGGUUUUGCAUGGACAAGCACAUUUCUGAACUCUGUGGCUGUCCUCCUGCCUGUGGUUUCCCAGGUGCUGAAGCUGGAGCUGAAGGAGAUCCGGGAGCAACAGGACCUGUUCUUCCGCUUUAUGAACUUCCUGAAGCAGGAGGGGGCCGUGCAGGUUCUCCAGUUCUGCCUCACUGUGGGUAAGGACAGCACUACUUUCAGAGAUCCUCAAACAAGGCUAUAUAAGGCCUUUGUUUGCCCCUCCUACCACAUUCUCACCCUUACAAUUCAAAAUACAUUUGUAUUGCCAUCUUACCUGCAUGCUACUCCCAUAUUGAGGCAUUUAUAUUGAAGACCAUGAAUCUGUGAUGACACAGAGUAACCAUAGCCAGUGAUGUCUAGAGUAACCAUACUCAACCCCACUUCUCUUUCUUUAUUAGUGUGCUUGCUGAAGGCAAGACACUCUAGAUGUCUUAUUAUUUGACUUCUUCCGGCCCGCUCUAGAGCUUAAAUGAUUUAAGCUAUUAACACGAAAUCAACUUUCAAAUGUGCAGACUGCCCCAACUUAGAUUGCUUGAGAAAAUAUUUUUGAUAGCAUUUGAACUUUUUUUACUACAGCAAUAUUUAAAUGAGCUCCCAAUUUAAUUUAAAUGGCAAAAAAAUGGGCCAUAGACUUGAAAAUAAAUAAAAUCUAGACCUAUUAAACCUUUUACUGUUUCAGCUAUCAACUCCAAACCAACAUUGAGAUGUUCAGACUGACCCUACUUAGAUCGCUUGUCAAAAACCUGUUGAUACUAUAUAUACUUUUUGAACUAUAACCAUUUAAGAUUUGCAUAAAUUAACAUGGGUUUGAAUGAGACCCAUAUGAAUACAGAGGUAGCUAUUCAAAAUGCACCCUUCUGUAUGUGUAGCCCAUCUAUCUGAUGCUGUCUGAUCAAAAAUAGUAUGAUAUUGUUGCUGCCGUAGCAUUGAAUGCAAGGGAUGCCAGCUAGCAUUUGGCCUCCCUUGAUAAAACAAUUAUACAAUAAUAGUCAAUCAGCUUUGAGCUAAACUGAGUGAGCUCAACUGUGAAUGGUCCUCUCAAGGGAAGCAAGUUUGGAUUUGGCUUCACGCCAAUCACAUCACAUCAAGCCAAACGUCAUUUACAGAAAAAAACUUGAAUUGUUGCAUCUCGUUGUGUUGUUUUCCUCUGGUGGCUAGCUAGCUAGCUGAAAUUGACCCUUUCCUAAAUUAGCCAUAGACGGAGAUAGGAAUUUGGACUUGUGGUUUUACUUAAUUCUCCGUACUGACCAAUGAUUAUAACGGCGAUUCUGAUCCAACCAUAAAUGUAUACAUUGUGCCUCAGGCCUGACAGGAUGGAAGUUCAAUAUGUUGCUAGAUGUGGUAGGCUAAUGUUAACUAGAUGGCUAAUCGUUGCCCAUGAAGUCAGGCUAGUCAGCAAGCAUUUUAGCCAGGUAGCCUAGGACAACAAAAACUAAAAGCGUGUACUGUGUGACAGUCAUAGACCGUUUCGGCAACAUGAAAGAGAGGAGGAUGGCAAUGGCGUUUUUCUACAAGUGAGUCAACAUGUUUUUUUUACUUACUUACGCACACACACACAUAAAUUAGUGCCAUGGACAGCCACAUCAUAUCUACCUUACGUUGAUUGGACUAAAGAGUUUAUGCAAUCUUUUAGUUGUCACUAUAUUAGACUAAGCAUAGGUGAUUUGAUGAUGUUGAAAUGGUGCUGGAAUAGUGGAGGCAGCUCCUGUUUUCUUUGCGACUUGUGUUAACCCUACGGUGUUCUAAAUCAAUAAUUGUUUAGUAGUCCGAAAAUGUCGGAAACAUGAACUUGAUUGACCAUGCUGUAGGUCAUGUAACUGUUUGUUACAUGCAAUAUGGUUUGUGGACUCCACCGGACAGAUGUUGCUCUCCGGUUUUGUGAUGAAACAAAGUGGUUGAAUUUAGUGGUUGUCUCGGCCUUUAGGCCUAUAUAUCAAGGUCGCAAGGCAUAUGAACUAACAGGUUAUCGGACAAACAACGCAAUUAUCACAACACGUAGGUCGUAAUAUGGCUUUUUUUCCCUUUGCUUGGCUUCCCCAGUGAUUUUACCCACACACCGCUACUGUGAAUUUGAAAGUUUUAUAUAACGUUGAUAAAUCAAGUGACACUGUAACAGCAUUCAUCUACUUCUCCUUCAUGUCAUUCCAGAGGAGUUCAAUGAUAAGAUCCUGUGUCCGGAGCUGAGUGACUCUGAGCUGCUGCGCCUACACAGAGAGGUGCAGCACCUCUAUGAGACCUACUGCCUGGAGGAGAGCGUCGACAAGAUCAGCUUUGACCCCUUCAUCAUCGAGGAAAUACGAAACAGUAAGCUCUGCUAGAUUCUCAGGACACAAUCAUCGUUCAACGUAGUGUGAUGUGAGCAGCCUUUUUCAAUCAGAUAUGUGCUCUUUUCUCAAAGUCCACAAACCUUAUAUAUGACAUGGCUCUUUUAAAUUGUUUUAAUGUGUUUUACUGCACUCAAUAAUUGCCACUAGUUGCACAGGGGCCUUACGAGGGAGUGGUGAAGCUGCAGACCAUGCACUGCCUGUUUGAGGCCUAUGAGCAUGUGCUGUCCCUGCUGGAGAGCGUCUUCACCCCCAUGUUCUGCCACAGCGACGAGGUGAGCCCAAGUAUAGCACUUACACUGUACUAUACUAUCCAUCUGUGUUCUAAAUUGCACAUAGGGCAUACAUAAUAUGACAAAGUCAAACGAUAUGCAAAAGCAAGUUUCGCUAUACAAAAGCAAGUUGACAAAUGGAUAACGUUUCCCCCCGUUUAGAACUCUUUCUCUCUGCAGUAUUUCAGACACCUGCUGAGGGGGGUGGAGUCUCCAAAAAUGGAUUCCAGAAUGAACAGGUUUGUGCUCCUGAUGGUAAUGACUAACAUUGGAAAGAUGUCUAAUAUUAUUCAAAGCUAAAGUGUUUAGUGUAGUUAGUUUUUUAUAGUCAUAUAAUAUAAUACACACAUUUUGUCUUUACAUCCUAAAUAGAGACUUCAUUGGAGAGCUUUCAUAUUCUUCUAAACAGAAAGGUUAAGAGUAGUUUCAUUUAUCUUAUAUUCAUUCAUGUAAUACACAGAAAGUCUAAAUCAAGUUCACAUCAAGACUGUUACAAGACAUUACGUCUAACAUUAGGGUGGUGUAUUAUUAUUAUUGGCCCCAGUAACAGACUUGUUGACGCCCACCACAUCCCCACAAAGGGCACUGAGGCUAAUUUGUACUAUUUGUGGGCUGGUCCUGUUUAUCCUGGCAGCCGGUAAUUCAUUGUGCCUACUAUUCCAGGAAUAGUCUGAGUUUGGAUGAUAUGAGGUGAGUAUGUUUUUUUUGAAUGAUGCUAAUGUCCCGCGGCUGGCUGCUGUUGAUUUAGCUGCAUGCAAGAGAUGCGACUUAAUAUGCCCAGAAUGCAGUGAAUGGAACCAAAAUUUGCCGUAGAAAAAAAGCAUUGUGGGGCUCUUGUCUUCAGUAGGCUUUUGCAAGCUAGUGUUUAUGUGUUUUUGUAUUGACUUACUCUUUACCGUGUUGAAUUGGUCCUAUUUUAGUUGGACCUUUUGAAUAUACAAAGUCGCGAGUGUUGAAUGGAGGAAGAGGAGAAAGAUUGCAUUGCCCAUAGCCCUAUUACUAGUCUCUUCUCAUGCCGUUUCUCUCUUGGUCUAUCUAUCCUUGUCUUGUGUGAGCGUCCAUAGUUUUCUUGUGCAUAACAGCUGCCCGACCAAGUCCCCCUUGUUGGGACAGUGUAAGGGCCUCAAUUUCACGCCAUCUCUCUUCAACCCUCAUUGGUUGUCCCUAAUGGCAUUAAUUGAAUGUGCAACGUUUCAUAAUGUGUGCUGUCUUUGUGUGUUGAUGUUCGGAUUUGGACAUCAGCAUGGCAUUUUGACUUGAGGUAACGCUGCAUUAACAUCGGACGUUUGCAUAAGUGGCCUCAACAACUGUUGACAGGAACACAUGCAGUCGCACACAAAUCCCUUUCUGUCUCUCCAUUUCCUAGUUGGUGUGUUCACUUGUGUGUUGUUCACGCAUAUGUUUUUGUGUGUGCCUGUGAAGGAACAUCUCAAAGCGAGGGGAGACCUUCGGGAUAAGCAGGAUCGGCAGCAAAAUCAAAGGUGUCUUCAAAAGCACCACCAUGGAGGGGGCGAUGCUGCCGUACGCCAUGGUCAACGCUGAAGAUGAAGCGGUGAGGACUUCCCCUCCAAAUGGCACCCUAUUCCCGAUAUAGUGCAAUACUUUAAAACUGAAACCCAAAGAGAAACCAAGAUCACCACCUCAUCCUCCACUAUCUGUAUAUGAAUAGGUGGUAUUCAUGCUUAUCACUACCAAAGGGUUUAUUUUUUAGUUAAGUACAAUUAAUGGGGCAUUUUGCGAUUGGUACAUCAAUUUUUUGACAUUUAUAUAAAUUAUAUAUAUGAUUCUAGAAGAAUAUAACUUUUAAGUGCCUCAUGAGCUUAGUUCAACUGUCGUCCCACACAUCCCAUGUGUUGCAGAUUGAGGAGGCCACUAUGGUGGUGGAGGAUAACACCCCAGUGGAGGCUUGCAGUACUCCAGGAGUCCUGAGGAACCUGUCAGCCUGGAGCAUCACCAUCCCCUAUGUUGACGAGGUCAAUAGGGAGAGGGUCCCCGUGUUCUGUAUCGACGUGGAGCGCAACGACAGGAAGGAAGGUGAGGGCACGACCAGAGGUGUUUGAGUUAGUCCCAAAUGGCACCCUAUUACCUACAUAAUGCACUACGUUAGAUCAGAGGGUCAUGGUUAAAAAGUAGUGCACUAUGUUAUAGGGCUGGGCGAUAUGGCCUAAAAAUUGUUAUGGGCGAUUCACGAUAUACAGUACCAGUCAAAGGUUUGGACACGUCUACUCAUUCAAGGGUUUUUCUUUAUUUUUACUAUUUUCUACAUUGUAGAAUAAUAGUGAAGACAUCAAAACUAUGAAAUAACACAUAUGGAAUCAUGUAGUAACCAAAAAAAGUCUUAAACAAAUCAAAAUAUAUUUUAUAUUUGAGAUUCUUCAAAGUAGUCACCCUUUGCCUUGAUGACAGCUUUGCACACCCUUGGCAUUCUCUCAACCAGCUUCACCUGGAAUGCUUUUCCAACAGUCUUGAAGGAGUUCCCACAUAUGCUGAGCACUUGUUGGCUGCUUUUCCUUCACUCUGCGGUCCGACUCAUCCCAAACCAUCUCAAUUGGGUUGAGGUUGGGUGAUUGUGGAGGCCAGGUAAUCUGAUGCAGCACUCCAUCACUCUCUUUCUUGGUCAAAUAGCCCUUACACAGCCUGGAGGUGUGUUGGGUCAUUGUCCUGUUGAAAAACAAGUGAUAGUCCCACGAAGCCCAAACCAGAUGGGAUGGUGUAUCGCUGCAGAAUGCUGUGGUAGCCAUGCUGGUUAAGUGUGCCUUGAAUUCUAAAUAAAUCACUGACAGUGUCACCAGCAAAGCACCCCCACACCAUCACACCACCUCCUCCAUCCUUCACAGUGGGAACCACACAUGUGGAAAUCAUCCGUUCACCUACUCUGCAUCUCACAAAGACACAGCGGUUGGAACCAAAAAUCUAAUAUUUGGACUCAUCAGACCAGAGGACAGAUUUCCACCGGUCUAAUGUCCAUUGCUCGUGUUUCUUGGCUCAAGCAAGUCUCUUCUUCUUAUUGGUGUCCUUUAGUAGUGGUUUCUUUGCAGCAAUUCAACCAUGAAGGCCUGAUUCACGCAGUCUCCUCUGAAUAGUUGCUGUGUCUGUUACUUGAACUCUGGGAAGCAUUUUAUUUGGGUUGCAAUUUCUGAGGCUGGUAACUCUAAUGAACUUAUCCUCUGCAGCAGAGGUAACUCUGGGUCUUCCUUUCCUGUGGCGGUCCUCAUGAGAGCCAGUUUCAUCAUAGCGCUUGAUGGUUUUUGCGACUGCACUUCAAGAAACUUUCAAAGUUCUUGAAAUUUUCCGGAUUGACUGACCUUCAUGUCUUAAAGUAAUGAUGGACUGUCGUUUCUCUUUGCUUAUUUGAGCUGUUCUUGCCAUAAUAUGGACUUGGUCUUUUACCAAAUAGGUGUCACGCCCUGACUCGGGACGUUUAUUUGUUGAGUCAGGGUGUGUAUAUUCCGUGUUAUGUUGUUUCUAUGGUGUAGAUUCUACAAUGUAUAGAUCUAUGUUGGCCUGUGUGGUUCCCAAUCAGAGGCAGCUGUUGCUCGUUGUCUCUGAUUGGGGACCAUACUUAGGCAGCCUUUUGGUACCUGUUAGUGGUGGGAUCUUGUUCCGUGUAAGGUAUGUUGUUUGUAUGCUACCUUGGACUUCACGUUUCGUUUGUUGUUUUGUCGUAUGUUUAGUCGUUAAUAAAUAUGAAUGCAUAUCACGCUGCGCCUUGGUCCGUCUCGUUCGUAAACGAUCGUGACAAUAGGGCUAUAUUCUGUAUACCACCCCUACCUUGUCACAACACAACUGAUUCCACAAAUUAACUUUUAACAAGGCACACCUGUUAAUUGUAAUGUAUUCUAGGUGACUACCUCAUGAAGGUGGUUGAGAGAAUGCCAAGAGUGUGCAAAGCUGUCAUCAAGGCAAAGGGUAGCUAUUUGAAGAAUCUCAAAUAUAAAAUACCUUUUUGGUUACUACAUGAUUCCAUGUGUUAUUUCAUUGUUUUGAUGUCUUCACUAUUAUUCUACAAUGUAGAAAAUAGUAAAAAUAAAGAAAAACCCUUGAAUGAAUAGGUGUCCAAGCUUUUACUGGUAGUGUAUAUCUCAAUUAUUUUUUACUCUUUCUCUAAAUAAGCAUUGUUGCACAAUUUAAAGGUAAAAUACGCUGCAUUUCAAACAGUUAGCAAAAAUCUAAUGAAUUCAGAGCUUGUAAAAUUAUACCUAGGCUAAAACAUAAGCCUUCAACCAUAAGCCUUCUAUUUGCUUGCUAACAAGGUAGAACAGUUGAACUGUUAUGGAGACACCCUCCUGUCCGUCUCAACUGUUUGAACAACAUAGCCAGUUCACUUUGUUUAGUGGCCUACCUGGAUAAGAACAUGCUUAUUUCUCAGAAUGAGAAUGAGUUGCCAAUUCCUCAUAUAAAUGAGUAUUUUUAUGCUCAUUGCACGUUGAUAAAAAACAGACUAGACAGCUAGCACAUAAGUCUGUGGCUAAAAUGCUGCUAGUGGUAGCGCGACAGAAACGGAGCAUUAAUUUUCCACAGUCAUGUUUAUUGAUUCUCCCGAUUUAGUAGGGUCUGCUCUGUUAUAAAAGUUGGGAGUUGAGACAUAUAAAAUACUAUCGUUCUCUAUUACAGUAAAAUAAUAUCUUUAAGCGUUUCGGUGUCCAUAUGACCAAUUCUGUUGGACCAAACUUAAAAUGCAAAUAGCAAGUUUAACUUCUUCCUCUCUGACAACAAGCAGUUUAUUUAGUCUUUGUUGUGAGUGGCAGUGGGUGGGGCAUGGUGUCUGUGUGCGGGUGGGAAGGUGCACACAACACAGAAGGAGCGAAGGAGACGAGACCAAAAAUACAUUAACGCUAAUAAAAACGGGGAUAGAAUGAACCUUGAUUCUUGCGAUACAUUGGCAUUUGGAACAUGGAGCUAAAACAUACAUUCAAAUGAAUCGAAUGAAUUUGAUAUGUCGCCCUACCUACUAUGUAGGGAAUAGGGAGCCAUUUGGGACGCAGCCAUAGAUUUGAUGAAUUAUGACAGUGUGGGGAUUGGGAAAUAUAAAACUGCCAUAUUGAUGUUGGUUUUCAAUUCUGUUGAUUCUUGAGCGGUUUUCUCUCUUAGUGGGGCAAGAAACAGAGAACUGGUCCAUCUUCAGAAGAUACAUGGAAUUCUAUGUUCUAGAAAAUAAACUCACUGAGUUUCAUGGUAAGAUGACGCUUAUACUUUCUCACACAUUUCGACAGACAAAGUGUACCUUUUUGGCUUUAUUUCCGUCCUGUGGAUGGUCAUUUGACCUUGUUCUCUUUUGCACAGGCUCAUUUGCAGAUGCACAGCUUCCCUCCAAAAGAAUUAUUGGACCAAAGAACUAUGAGUUCUUAUCAUCCAAAAGGGAAGAAUUUGAGGAGUAUUUGCAGGUAUUGAUUCAUAGGCCUGUUGCUCUGCAUAGUGUAUAGUAACUGUAGUGUAUUCAUGGCAUAUUAUUAUUAUUUUUAAAUCAAAUUACUCUAUCUUCAUCUCUCUCACUUUUGGUGAGUCCUGUGCGUGUGUGCAUAUGCGUAUUUAUAUUGUGUGUGUGGUGCGUGCAUCCGUGCCUGCAUCCAUGCCUUUAUCCAUGCGUGUGUUGGGAACAGAGACUGGUGCAGCACCCAGAGCUAAGUAACAGUCAGUUGUUGGCAGACUUCCUAUCACCUCACAGCAUGGAAUCUCAGUUCAUGGACAAGAUGUUGCCUGAUGUCAACCUCGGUAUGGAGCGUUUUAUAACACAUUCAUACAGUACAUCAUUAACAUUUAUGCAGCAUUUAAUAGCACAUACAUACAUUAUAACACAAGGAGGGCUAAAGAUGCCCUGGAGAAGUACAUGUGCUGUGUUCCAAAUGCCACCCUAUCCUCUAUAUAGUGCACUACUUUUGACCAUACAUUCAUACAGAAUUUAUAGGACUGAAGAUGCCAUGGAGAAAUACAUGAGAAAUCCAUCAUUGAUUAGCUAUGUAGCUCCAUGUGGAGCUGUGUUGAUUAAUUGAUUUUAUUCCUUCUCAGGUAAAAUAUUCAGGUCUGUCCCUGGAAAAAUUAUAAAAGAGGUAAGAGGCAUUUAUCCAAUGAGCUUUUAAUAGUAGAAAGUCUCUUGGGAUUCCAGCCAAUACCAAUAUAUCAAUGUUAUAGUUAAUCUCUGGGACUUAAUUUAACUGGUAAAGGAAGUAGAUAUGAUCAGACAAUAGUGGUGCUGGCCUUCCGGCUCAGUCGACUGAUAUUUAUCACGAUGUUCUGUCUGUGUUUUCCUCUGCAUCUCUGCCUGCCAGAAAGGACAGCACCUGGAGCCCUUCAUCCAGUCUUUCUUCAACUCCUGUGAAUCUCCCAAAGCCAAACCUAGCAGACCAGAGCUGACCAUCCUCAGCCCUACUGCUGAGAAUAACAAGAAGGUGAGGCUAGGGUUGCAAAAUACCCCACAUUUUUGAAAAAAAUCAUAAAAUAAGGUCACAUUUCCCCAAAAUUCCCUGGCUUUAUCUUUACAGUUACUGUGCGUGCCAACUGUGCAAAACUCCCCAUUUGCCCUGGGACCACAUACACACUUCACAGUGAACACUGACUGUAUACAUCCCUCCCAUCAAUCUCAGAUAUAUCUAGGAAUGUAUCCUGCUUCAGUGGACAGCCUUGACCAAUGUUCCCUCUAAGCUGUGCGCGGGUGGACUUCCGUGCAGAAGAAAUAUCAGCCCGCACAGAGAGAAGCACGAGAUUGAACUUCACUCAACUUUCUAGAGUUUUCCCCCUUAGUUAAUACUAUCAAUGUUUCCCUUUACUGUGGGAAUUGUGAUCAAAUCAAUGCAAUAUUAGCCACUUUCAUUUCAACAUUUUAUUGCAGGCAACGACUCAGCUCGUACUCUACACAAACCAGUGCAGCUUAGACCAUUACCAUAUAUAGAUCUGUGCCAUUCACUUUGGACUGGACUGUGUUUACAGCAUGAGCGGUCGUGAGUAGAUGCACUUGUUUUGAGAUCAAAGCGAGAGCUGCAUGUAGCUACGUGUGCACUUUUGUUCAUAUCCUUUGCUACUUAGUGAGUUAUUACCCCAGUUAUAGAUAAUUUGUAGUCAGUAAUGGGGGAGUGAUUGCUUCCUACAAAAGCAUCUUUGAAAAGCGAGUCGGGUAGAGAGCUUUUUCUUGCCUUAAAGGGGCAGUGUUGUAUUUUGAGACAGGUUUGAAUAAGCUAAGUAGCCAAUAGGCAAAGGAUAGCAUAAUUUGUCUUAUUUUCUGUAAUAAUGGUAUGAGAAUAAUAAUACUUUUUAAUAAUUGGUUUCAUUUUCCGUCACCACCUUGUCUGAAGGACAAGUGGAUAAACAGGUUAAUGUCAAGCCCUGCAUGUUUUUUUCUCCAAAAAGUCUCAUGGAAUGUAGGCCUACAUUGAACACCACACAUUGGCUGCUACUGUAGGCUGAAUGAUAGAACAGCUAUUUCCGUGUUAAAAUGUUAUGGGAUGCAUUUUCUCCAUUGUUUUUGAUGGUAGGCCACUCUGGUAGGCCUACAUUAUGAUCAAAUAGCCACAGUAGCCUACUUGACCUCUGUCUGAAACUAACUUAAUGCGGGUACAGCCUUAGUGUUCACAGUAAACGUGUGCUGGAAGUUGCACAACAUUUUCACAACGUUCAAGCUUGCGCUCAGCAGACCUGAAAUUUGCUCAGUGCUGAAAAAAAUUAGAGGGAACAUUGGCCUUGACCCUAACUAAUAAAUUAAAACCAUUCCUCUUAACUGUCAGCCGUUUUCCGAAUGACCCCACGGUGAAUGCUGGAACCAAAUAUUUUAGUAUUUUGUCACGGUGUCAAAUACUCCUUAGCCCUGCUCUUUGACAGGAUGUGCUUAUUUAAGUCACAAUGAUAAAUAUUUGCAUGUUCCUUCCACUAACCAUAAUGUUCCUUCCACUAACUGGUAAUUCCAGGGUUUAUACCAGGGUUUAGCACUUUUGAAAGAACAUAUUCCAUGGAAAUUAUGCAUGUAAAUUAUGAUUGAAAUGAUUAAGUAAGUGUGUCAGACUUGUUAAUUGACUGGUUUGACUCACGCUGAACUGCCUUGAAAGACUGAGUUGUGUGUUUUGUAGUCUUUCAUUUCUCGUCAAUAUAAAAUACUCUGUGUAUCUUCCUGUCUCCCUAGCUCUUCACUGACCUGUACAAAAACAACGCUAACCUGUCCGAGGGCCCGGAGAAGAAACGCAACCGGAACUGCUUUAUGGAGAUGAUGUCAGUAGAAGGGAUGUAUGACUACAUGAUGUUCAUGGGUAAGUGACCAAGCACUAGGGAAGAAGUAGUCCCCUGUGACUGAACCAUGAUUUGAAAUAUGGUAGUCACACAAAUAACACAAACAUCUUGAGCAUAAUACGGCUGUCAUUAGAAGUGAAUCUAGUGAGAGAAUAUGGAGGUUCUAGUACUGCCAGUGAUGGCCACUACAGUACAGUAUAUGUAAUGAUAUGAAGGUUGUAGGUAGGCCUGUGACGGUAAUUGAAUAACCGUGUAACUGAAGGUUAUGGAUAAAGUCUGAAAUGAAAACAAAAUACCAUCAAAACUGUUCAAAUAGGCCUAUAUUCAUUUUAGGAUUUUUAAACAUUUUUAUUAACUUUAUUUUCAUGUAGAUAAACUUUACCUUAUAGUGUUUACUAAUGAUUAUAAGCAAUUUCGCUAACUUAGUAUGUCUUAAAUGUUCUAGAUCUCCUAUUUCCAAUUGUUCUUUGAUGCUUGAGCAGCAAAUCCCUAGAUGCGCGGGGGUGUAGAGCGCUUCAGUUAAAAAAAUUGCUUGAUGUGUUGACUUUCUUUUUAUACAAUGCAGAUUUUCAUUGCUUGCUAGUAAAUAAAUCAAUUGGUUCUUCUUUGAAAAAAGGUUGGAUGUGUUUGACUUCAUUAAUUAUUCAAAAGCAGUCUACAAGGUUAUUCUGGCUCUGAGGCUUAUAAUGCGCUAAUGUUGUGCAAAAAAUGGACAAUGCGCCAAUCUUCUCCAACCUGGCAUGAUAUAAUUUGAUACAGAAUCUUUUCUUCGUUUAUAUAUUCAUCAAUGCUGAUCAGGCCCGGUCCUGGCUGAUAUGCCGCCAUAGGCGAGACAAAGAAAUAUGCCGCCAUCCUAUCCCUGCAAAGUAGAAUAGUAGCAUAGGCUAUAAAGUCUGGCCAGCAAUGCACUUUUAUGAAUGUAUGUUGGUAGCCUACCGUUUGUAAAACUGGCAAUUAACUGUUAAUCCCUGUCAUUUGGUUACAUUCAUUUAUGUUAAUGCCUGUAUUAAUUACAGUAAUUUAAUUAUCGGAGUGGAAACGUUGUUUGCAGAGUUCACAACCUCCUACAGAAAGAUGUUUAGGUUUAUUUCAUACCAUCAUUUACGCGCGCCAUGUGAGCAAUGAGCAUGUGUCUGGUUUCUCUGUCCUGUUAAUGUUGACGGAGCGUGGGCGCCUGAGCACGCAUAGAAGUACCUGGCCUGCUUCUCGUAAAUGUCAAAUGUAGGAAAGUGCCCAGCUGGGCUUCUCAGUAAUGUUUUCUUCACCUCACACAGUAAGUCCAUUUUGUUUAACAUUAUGAUAGUUCCUUUCCAAAACUCUCCUCCUCGAUAAUCAGCGUUGCUGAUAAAUAGGCUAUGUUGUGUGUGUUUAUUAUUGCAAUUUGUAUUUAUUGGUUUAUAAAAGAUAUAAAGAUAGAACAUAGUCAACAGUAACAAAACAUAAACACAGCAACAAGUUACAUUGGUACUAUCCUAUCCAACAGCUGUUGGACAAAAUGUUAAUAAUAAUAAGAAAAUAAGAAAAUAUACUAUGUAAGUACAUGGAUGUAAAUAGUAAAUAUAAAUAAUAGAAGGAUAAGUCAGCGAGCCAGAAAGGACGAGAAGGCUAUGGCUUCUGCUUGGGUGUUACAAAAAGGAAGCCCUUCGGGGGUUUCCUUAUUGCAUAUAUAUGAGAAAGUCUCAAAGAUGGAGGACCAGAAUGGAACUAGUGUCGGGCAUGACCAGUACAUGUGAUACAGAGUGGUGUGUGCCUGAUGGCAUCUAUAUCAGGUUGGCUCUAUCUGGAUACAAUCUGGCAAGUCUACUCCUGCAAAAGUGUAGGCAAUGAAAUACUUUCAACUGUAGUAACUCAUGCCUGAUGCAGAUAGAGGAUGAGUGUAUCCUUUCAUUUGCAGAAUGCCAGGUGAUAUCCCAGCUCCAAAUUCUUCCUCCCAUGCAAUAUUCACAAUAUGUUGCCUGUAUUUGUUUCUAGUUUCAUGAUUGUCAAUUUCAUCUUCAUACUAUAGCAUAGCUGUCCUCUUGAUACUUUCCUUGUCAAUUCAUUAUCUUAUAGCCUACUUUCGGAAAGCCUAAGGUAGGCCUAGUUUUUUUAAAAUAAGUUUUUAAGGGAAGGAUAAAUAUUUGCUUGUGUCUGACAGUAGCUGGUGGCUUUGAUUGGCAGGUGCUUCUGCAUGGGUGUGCCUGUGAGUUCGCUGAUUCUCUCUAUAGGCCUAUAUGUCCAUUCAGAAAGUUUCCUAAAGUAGCCCGUCUGGACUCUCUUGAAUAAAAAUCAAACACUUCUGUCUUGAUUUAAUCUUGUAAAUAGGCUAUUUUCCGUAGCUUAGGCUACAUCAUUUUUCUCAUUACGGCGUCCUCUCUUUGAAGAACAUAUGCCAUCGAAUGACAGCAGCAGGGUUUGUGACAUUAUGUGAAUAUUUGGUGAAAAGUGGGAGAAAACCCAUCGUACUUUAUUUGAAUGGUUUUGUGCAUCGAAAUAGGAUCUGUAUAAUAAAAAAAUAUGCAGAAAAGCCAACACAUGGACAAAGUAGGCAUAUAUCUUCAUUUUGACUCCGUUAAUGUUGUCAAUAUGAAAAUGCAACAUUCUCUCCAACCUGGCAUUUCUUAAUUUGUUGAUUAAUAUUUCUAAGUAAUAAACUGAAUAAUAAUAAUAAUAAUGAAAUGCCAUGAUAAUAACAAAGUGUAAUGGCUUGUUUAAAAUAGGUUUUAUUAAGACGCAUAUCCAUGUAAGCAAGUGUACAAACUGAAUUGUGACCAAAUUCCAAGACCGUCACAGCCCUAGUUGUAGCAAGGUUUGCAUGUCAGGACUGUCAGACCCACAUCUGUUACUCAGUCAGAAUUCUUCUCAUUGUGUUUGGCGCUGUGUUGACAUACUGUGUUGACAUACUGUGCUUGUGACAACUGCUGAUGUAACAAAAUACAUUUGAUUGAAAGAUUGUUUGACCGGCAGGUCGAGCGGUGUUCCACAUGCCAGACUGGUUGCACCACAUCCUGUCAGGGGGGCGGAUCUUGUUCAAGAACACGCUGGAGGCCUACAUGGAUAACUACAUCCAGCACAAACUGGACACGAUCCUGCAGGAGCACCGUGUCGUCUCUCUCGUCACCAUGCUCAGAGGUACGGUGUGUGCGCGCGGGUGCUCAGGUGUGUGUGUGUUGCUUCAGUAAUGUUGCCCCCUUUAGUUAAAUAAAGGUUAAAUAAAAAUAAAUAAAUACAGUUGAAGUCGGAAGUUUACAUACACUUAGGUUGGAGUCAUUAAAAGUCGUUUUUCAACCACUCCACAAAUUUCUUGUUAACAAACUAUAGUUUUGGCAAGUCGGUUAGGACAACUACUUUGUGCAUGACACAAGUAAUUUUUCCAACAAUUGUUUACAGACAGAGUAUUUCACUUAUAAUUCACAGUAUCACAAUUCCAGGGGGUCAGAAGUUUACAUACACUAAGUUGACUGUGCCUUUAAACAGCUUGAAAAUUCCAGAAAAUGAUGUCAUGGCUUUAGAAGCUUCUGAUAGGCUAAUUGACAUAAUUUGAGUCAAUUGGAGGUGUACCUGUGGAUGUAUUUCAAGGCCUACCUUCAAAUUCAGUGCCUCUUUGCUUGACAUCAUGGGAAAAUCAAAAGAAAUCAGCCAAGACCUCAGAAAAAAAAUUGUAGACCUUCACAAGUCUGGUUCAUCCUUGGGAGCAAUUUCCAAACGCCUGUAGGUACCACGCUCAUCUGUACAAACAAUAGUAGGCACCACGUUCAUCUGUACAAACAAUAGUACGCAAGUAUAAACACCAUGGGACCACACAGCCGUCAUACCGCUCAGGAAGGAGAUGCGUUCUGUCUCCUAGAGAUGAACGUACUUUGGUGCGAAAAGUGCAAAUCAAUCCCAUAACUACAGCAAAGGACCUUGUGAAGAUGCUGGAAGAAACGGGUACAAAAGUAUCUAUAUCCACAUUAAAAUGAGUCCUAUAUCGACAUAACCUGAAAAGCCGCUCAGCAAGGAAGAAGCCACUGCUCCAAAACCGCCAUAGAAAAUGCCAGACUACGUUUUGCAACUGCACAUGGGGACAAAGAUCGUACUUUUUGGAGAAAUGUCCUCUGGUCUGAUGAAACAAAAAUAGAACUGUUUGGCCAUAAUGACCAUCGUUAUGUUUGGAGGAAAAAGGGUGAUGCUUGCAAGCCGAAGAACACCAUCCCAACCGUGAAGCACGGGGGUGGCAGCAUCAUGCUGUGGGGGUGCUUUACUGCAGGAGGGACUGGUGCACUUCACAAAAUAGAUGGCAUCAUGAGGAAGGAAAAUUCUGUGGAUAUAUUGAAGCAACAUGUCAAGACAUCAGUCAGGAAGUUAAAGCUUGGUCACAAAUGGGUCUUCCAAAUGGACAAUGACCCCAAGCAUACUUCCAAAGUUGUGGCAAAAUGGCUUAAGGACAACAAAGUCAAGGUAUUGGAGUGGCCUUCACAAAGCCCUGACCUCAACCCUAUAGAACAUUUGUGAGCAGAAUGGAAAAAGUGUGUGCGAGCAAGGAGGCCUACAAACCUGACUCAGUUACACCAGCUCUGUCAGGAGGAAUGGGCCAAAAUUCACCCAACUUAUUGUGGGAAGCUUGUGGAAGGUUACCCGAAACGUUUGACCCAAGUUAAGCAAUUUAAAGGCAAUGCCACCAAAUACUAAUUGAGUGUAUGUAAACUUCUGACCCACUGGGAAUGUGAUGAAAGAAAUAAAAGCUUAAAUAAAUCAUUCUCUCUACUAUUAUUCUGACAUUUCACCUUCUUAAAAUAAAGUGGUGAUCCUAACUGACUUAAGACAGGGAAUGUUUACUAGGAUUAAAUGUCAGGAAUUGUGAAAAACUGAGUUUAAAUGUAUUUGGCUAAGGUGUAUGUAAACUUCAGACUUCAACUGUAUAAACCUUUGACUGUUUAUUGACUUUCUUCCCCUCCUAUUUCCUUCCUAAGGCUCCACCAAAGGGUUUGAGGGCAACACACACAUUCAGUGUUUAGCAAUCUCACUAUGGUGGUGUUGUGAACUCCGGUCCAUUCAGUUCUGGAAUUGCCUUGCCUUACUUGAUCCACUUCUCCCAGACUCAUGAUUUAUGUUUUCUGCCCAAUAUUAGAUGCUGUGUUCUGUGAGACCAGUGAGGAACGCGCCACAGUAGACAAGCAGAGAAGAGCCAAGAAGGCAUUUGAAGAGAUGAUUAAUUAUUUGCCAGGUUAGACCCAAGCUUUUAGCCUGGUCAUGACAUGACACACUUUGCAUGACAAGGAGUGACAAGGAGUCUGAGGGGGUAUCAGGGGGAGUUGGGAUAUGCAAAAAACAUUUCCAAUUCACACGUGUGAAAUAGGGAAAAAUAAGCACACACCAAAUUGUUAUUGUGCAAACAGACUGAAACUCAGACUACUAAGCAUUGGCUGACAACUGAUAUUUUCAUCUGCUUCCAACUGUUGAACAGAUCAAGUAUGCACUCUCUCUACACAAGAUGUCUAGCCAACAGCAUGAUUCAUUGAUGUGUCUUCCAUGUCUUAACCACAACUCAUUAGCAACCGAGCAAGUUCCGCUUUCAGUCACAUUGUGUUGACAAAUGACAUCCAGACACAAAGAGAAGAGUUUUCUCCAAGCCCAGAUAUUUUCCAUUUCAGAAACACUCCAGUUUCAUCAUAGAAAUACGUCCCAUUGCCUGUGCAUGUGCCCCUAUGGACCCUGGUCAAAAGUAGUGCACUAUAAAGGGAAUUGGGUGCCAUUUGGGACACAACCUGUGUCUGGUGAACACUCCCUGAUUUAUUAUCAGUUUCAUUCUAUUCUCUGGAAGCCUGGUCCUACUUUUGAAAGCAUGUUCUGGCAGGAACUCGAAUGAUGUCAUCCAUGGAAAUAGAAUGAGAGAAAUUAUAAUUUGAUGGGAUCACUUGCCAAAGGUAUAGUUAUCUCUAUGGUGACAAGGGUUUUUAUGGACAAAGUGGGCCUCAGUUCAGUUAUACUGUAUUGAUUUGUCUUUCUGUUUUUUCACCUCAUAGACUUUGUGGAAAAGUGCAUCGGACAGGAGGCCAAAUACGAGGGCAUCAGGCUUCUCUUUGAUGGUUUUCAGCAGCCACUUCUUAACAAGCAGGUAAAGCUAACAGCCAAACAAGGAGACAAAUAACAGCUUGUCUGCAGCUAAGGUCUCAUGGUGGAUUAUCUGUUUUCUCUCCUCUUGUUUCUGUCCUCUGCCCCUCAGAUGACUUACGUUCUGAUGGAUAUUGCUGUCGAAGAACUGUUUCCAGAGAUCGGCAAGGUAAACUCCUAAGAAUUAUAUAUACACAGGGCAACCAUUUGUAAUCCGUUUGUCAUAUUAAGUAUGCCAUCUUGUGACUUGGAAUGUAAUUACUCUGCUGUAUAACACAGUUUUGGAUACAUAAUGUCUUAUUGAAUUUAAGCAUCGCUCUGACACAGGGCCCCUUAAAGUUUACGCUCACUUUGUGUUUUGUUAAUGUGGUUAUCAACUGCAUGUCUUUUCCAAACUAUUUAGACAUUUAAGACCCAUUUAUUUAUAAAGUAGAAAGGUACCAGGAUGUAGUUUGUGUACCUUCCGUUGGAUACUGUGAUGAUAUGUUGUCUAUUCAGCAGGGACAGAGAGAGUCAUCGGCCGACAGUAGCCAGUGGAUGUAGAUAACAGGAAAUGCAAUACACUUAACAAAUGCCAAUGUCUCUGGGAGCAUAUCAACAUUCCAAUGUACAAU